Messenger RNA from Pundamilia nyererei, 1161 nucleotides. It is a transcript of the gene ece2a, whose product is annotated as endothelin converting enzyme 2a. The transcript has 3 exons. The coding region runs from base 2 to 736 and encodes 244 amino acids. NCBI's taxonomy places the organism in Eukaryota, Metazoa, Chordata, Actinopteri, Cichliformes, Cichlidae. The record is from RefSeq and is a predicted model, not a curated record. Gene Ontology annotation, molecular function: S-adenosylmethionine-dependent methyltransferase activity.
UAUGGACUACCUGCCAGAAAACAACUCCAGGUACAAAGACGUCGCCUACUGGGAUGAAAGAUACACGAUGGAGCAGUGCUAUGACUGGUUGGGGGGUUUCUCCAAAUUCCAGCACAUUCUGGAAAGAUUUGUAAAGAAAGAGGACUCUAUAUUGAUACUGGGUUGCGGAAACAGCAGUAUGAGUGGUGACAUGUACAGCGCCGGCUAUCAUACUAUUGCCAACAUAGAUUAUUCAUCUGUGUGCAUCAGGACAAUGAGCGCCAGGUACAGUCACUGCCCAGGUAUGACAUGGCAUCAGAUGGACGUGCGUCAGCUCUCCUUCCCGGAUUCCUCCUUUGAUGUCAUACUAGAGAAGGCCACCCUGGAUGCCAUCAUGGUGAAUGAGAAAACGCCUUGGGAGGUUUCAUCUCAAACUGCUUGUUCCAUUCACCAAGCACUCACAGAGAUCAGCCGCUGCCUGAAACCUGGAGGUCGGUUUGUCUCCGUUACCUUCGCCCAGCCUUUUUUCAGGAAACGGCUCUAUGCCCGUACGGAAUAUAAAUGGUCCAUCAAACAUCAAAGUUAUGGAGAAGGCUUUGAAUAUUUUGUGUAUGUCAUGACCAAAGGGGAGAAGCUCAGCCCGGAAGAUGCAGCUCUGGAGAAAAAGCUGCUGCAGGACACCGAAUCUCCACCAACCAGGAUUACUACAAUAACAAAUGAUGAUAAGGAAGACUUCCUGGCUAAUAUUGACCUGUAGGGUGACUCUGAUAUGUAGGAUUGCCUUUAUAAGUAAUCUUUAUAUUGUGAUUUUUUGCAACGGGAAACUGUUAACCAAAUUUCUGGCCUUACUGUUUUUAUGUAUUUAUUAAGAAUUUGUAAGGAGUAACUAUUUUAUACUGUUUGAUGUACUAGAUAUUAGUUUUAAAGUCAAAUUUUAUCAAGAUACCGAUAUAUAUUUGGAUAAAUGUUCUGCAAAUGUAAUUAAGAUGUUGUAAAGAUAAGAGAACUGCUGUAUAAAUGGUAAUUGAAAUCCAUAUUUUAUCUAAAAGUUUGAGACAAAAUCCUGCGUCUGACCAGAUGUAUUCACAAUAGUUUAAUAGACAAAUGUGUGCCUUUUGUCGUUUUGAAAACAUGAUUAACAAAUGUUACUCUUAAUACAUUUCUCAUUUGCAAAGAAAAAGA